AGCGGCCGAGUGGGAUCAGUCCAGCUGUGUGAAGACGACCAGGACACUGUCUGGACAUUAACUGUGAAAGAUUAAAGCUUGGACGUGUUUGUGAGACAGUCUGAGUUUUAGGAUUGUGGAGUUUCUGAUGGAGCGGAAAACAAACCUGACGCCGCUGUACUUCUGCUGCUGGAUCCUCGUCAACUCCGUGCUAAGUAAAGACUGGAGUCGAGGUUACACAGAGGAUGCACUCUUCAGGAGCUUGUUUGGAGGCUACAGCAAGUGGUCGCGUCCAGCACAGAACACCACGGACGUGGUGGUUGUCAAGUUUGGCCUUUCUAUUGCACAGCUGAUAGAUGUGGAUGAAAAAAAUCAGAUGAUGACAACCAAUGUGUGGCUGAAACAGGAAUGGCGAGAUUAUAAACUGCAGUGGAGGCCUGCUGACUUUGACAACGUGACGUCCAUCAGAGUUCCUUCUGAGCUCAUCUGGGUGCCUGACAUCGUGCUGUACAACAAUGCCGAUGGAGAGUUUGCCGUCACCCACAUGACCAAGGCCCAGGUGUUCCACACUGGUAGAGUCCGCUGGGUGCCACCGGCCAUUUACAAGUCCUCCUGCUCCAUCGAUGUCACCUUCUUUCCAUUCGACCAGCAAAGCUGCAAGAUGAAGUUCGGAUCUUGGACAUAUGACCGCGCUAAGAUUGAUCUGGAGCCCCUUGAAAGCACAGUGGACCUGAAGGAUUACUGGGAAAGUGGAGAGUGGGCGAUUGUGAACGCUGUGGGCACCUACAACACUAAGAAAUAUGACUGUUGCCGUGAGAUCUACCCCGACAUCACUUACUACUUUGUCAUCCGGCGUCUGCCGCUGUUCUACACCAUCAACCUCAUCAUCCCCUGUCUGCUCAUCUCCUGUCUCACCGUCCUCGUCUUCUACCUGCCGUCAGACUGUGGCGAGAAAAUCACGCUGUGCAUCUCCGUGCUGCUGUCGCUCACGGUCUUCCUGCUGCUCAUCACAGAGAUCAUCCCGUCCACGUCGCUGGUCAUCCCACUCAUCGGAGAGUAUCUGCUUUUCACUAUGAUCUUUGUCACACUGUCAAUCAUCAUCACUGUGUUUGUGCUGAACGUUCACCACCGCUCGUCGGAGACGCACACCAUGCCUCGAUGGGUUCGGAGGCUUUUCCUCUCUGUGGUACCACACUGGCUGUGCAUGAAGCGUCCACUACAUGUAAGGGAAUACCGCCUCACUGAUAAUCCCCUCAAUGAAUCCACCUGGAACACUCAGGAAUCGAUUAUUGAUUUCCAUGGUUACCAGGAUGACAGCAGUUACCACCAACUCAACUCCUUUGGCACCAGAGAAGAAGUGAACUUCUGCAAACUUCAUGUUUAUCCAGGUUCACAUCACUUGGCAAGUUUUGGGAUGAGGAUAUCUGGUCAGCCGGGGAUUUCUUUCCUGUCUCCUUCUUCACCUCAGCCUCUCAAAUUGGACUGGGAUGCAACUCACAGUCGGAUCCAGAGUCAGUCGGACUCCCUUCUGUCGCCUUCGGUGCUAUCAGCCAUUGAGGGGGUGACGUAUAUUGCACAGCACCUGAGGGCGGAGGAAGCAGAUUUUUUGGUGAAGGAGGAUUGGAAGUAUGUGGCCAUGAUUGUAGACCGGAUCUUCCUGUGGAUGUUCAUUAUAGUGUGUCUACUGGGAACCGUUGGGCUCUUCCUGCCUCCAUGGCUCUCUGGGAUGAUUUAAAACCAAUCUGAAAACUUAAAGCAUGAAUAAUAAUCAAAUUAAUAACUACAACAUGUCUUUAGUUGGUGAUUGAUUUUUUUCUUUUUCAUUUCAGAUAAGGAAACAGACUCCAAACUUGCUUGUUAACUGUUGAUGUCAAAACCCAGCUGUGUUACUUUAAGUUAUUUUCUCAUGCAUGAAAACAAAUAAAAGUGCAAAUUAUUAAACAUGAUGUAGUAGUUUACUAAAGAAACAGCAACAUUUAUUCUUCAAAGGUCCACUGUUUAGGAUAUAGUGACAUAAGGUGGCUCAAAUUGCAACCCACUGCAACUCCCACUUUCUUAUAAACUAUGUUGGCCAAAUAAAAUACUUGCUUGACAGCCAGUGUUUGGUUAGCCCUUUCUAAAGUUUGUGAACUCUGCUCCUCUGGUGUUAGCAUGCUAACUGCUGCAGCCGUCGGGAAUCCUGCACUCACCCUGACAGAAUGUGACGUGAGGGGAACACUGAGGGGAGUGAGCUGCAGGAAAGCAA
Molecule: messenger RNA, 2224 nt
Organism: Melanotaenia boesemani (Boeseman's rainbowfish)
Lineage: Eukaryota; Metazoa; Chordata; Actinopteri; Atheriniformes; Melanotaeniidae
Product: neuronal acetylcholine receptor subunit alpha-2-like
Exons: 8
Coding region: 128-1714 (528 amino acids)
Biological process (GO): chemical synaptic transmission; regulation of membrane potential; nervous system process
Cellular component (GO): postsynaptic membrane; synapse; neuron projection
Molecular function (GO): transmembrane signaling receptor activity; acetylcholine-gated monoatomic cation-selective channel activity
Source: RefSeq, a predicted model, not a curated record